Molecule: messenger RNA, 1306 nt
Organism: Cuscuta campestris
Lineage: Eukaryota; Viridiplantae; Streptophyta; Magnoliopsida; Solanales; Convolvulaceae
Source: the annotation of a GenBank genome assembly
CCAAUCCAUUUGCCCUCUUUGUUUUUUAUUCUUUGGACUGUCUGGAAAUGCCUUUUUUCUUUCAAGAUUGCAUGGAAGUAAGAUGAGUUGCAGUCUCCCUCUUUGAGCCAUUUGAUUCCAGCUUUUUGUUUCCAGUAAUGGAAUUCAUUUUUAGUGGCUUGUAUCAGAUGAGCUCUAGUUUCAUGUAAGAGAGUUCUGUUUUCCAUGCUGGGAUUUUCAUCAAAGUUGCUUUCUGCUUCUUGGAGUUGUAUCUCUAGAUCUUCCACUUUGGAUGUAAUAUUACCAAAGGUGUUCUUGUUCCAAGAUUGUAGGAUUGGUGUGAGCUUGUAUAGUUUGUCCAUAAGUCCUUUCAUGCCACCUCCCUUGUAGUUUCCCCAGUUAUCUUCAACAAUAUUCCUGAAUGAAUGGUGGUUGGCCCAACAGUUAAGAUACCUGAAAGGUUUAGGGCCAUUGAAGGUGGGGUUGUGCAUUUUAAUUAGGAUAGGGCAGUGAUCUGAGUUUCCUCUUGAGAGGUGUUGACUUGAUAUGCUAUCAUAAUGCCUUUGGCAGAUAGAGUUAGUGAAAACUCUAUCCAACCUUUUCAAAAUUCUCCCCAGGGAUCUUGUGCCAGUCCAAGUAUAAAGGUUUCCAGUAAAGGGGGGGGGGGGAAUAAAGCCCAUUGUCCAUGAUACAGUUAUCAAAGUCCUGGAUACUGUUGAGGCAAGGGGUGCUCCUACCUUUAUGAUGUUCUAUGGAGGAUAUGGCAUUAAAGUCUCCCCCAAUUAUCCAGAUAGCAUGGUUGUUUUUAUUGCAGUUGUGGAAGAGGACAUUGAGAAUUUGGCCCUGAUCUGUGUGAUUGAUGUAGGUCAGGUGUUCUUCCUUCCACAUGAUCCAAAUUCUGUUGCUGGAGCUGUGGAUGGAUUUGGAGAAACCCAGAUCAAAAAGAAGUUUAGAGAGGUUGUUAGGAUGGGAUUUGGGUUCAAUGAUGGUGAGGAUGGAAAUUUUGUGUUUUGAAACUAAUAUGGAUAACCUCUCCUUUUUAGAAGUUAUCCCACAGGGGCAUUUUGUUCCUGGUUUAUGGUUGGAGAAGAGGGACUUUCUGGACCUUCAGGUAUAUGUGUUUCAGAAUCACUUAUAUAAUUCACAUUGAAUUUUAAAGUUGAGUUCUGAAUGUAUGAGUCAUCUUUUGAGGGCAUGAUUUCUGAUGAUGUUUUGCAGAUGUUUGAGAUAUCCAGCAUGAUUGCUUGUAAGAGUUCACUUUCUGAAGGUUGUUUGCAUCAGUAGAGGGCUGGUUGAACUUGGGAGUUGCUGUGGCAUGGUGAUGUUG